UAAAGCUUAAAAACUCGAAAGUUUGGUUAUGGUGCGAUGGCUGUCAUCGAGUUUUAUUUUAUUAUUUUAGAAAAUAAGGAUAGAAGCAUUGAGUUUAAUUGAGGAUGAAGCUAUUUUCGUGAAUAAUGUACAUGUUUUAUAGAUUUCCAAUAGUUUUAAGUGUGACAAUCUCGUACCGGUAGUUGCUAUAAUUCAGAGAUGUUUAGUAAAUGAGCAUAAUAAUUGUCGACGAUGGCGUCCGAUGGAGAAAUUUCAUGUACGACUGAUCCCAAUUUCGCUGUUAUUUACUCGUUUUUGAAAGUUUUCGGUAAACUGUACGGUUUGGAGAUACCUACGAUAGCCAAAUUGCAAGAACUAGUAGAGAAUACACAAGAAGUGUUGGAUCCGUUAAAGGAGUUGCAUGUAAGGUUGUUACGAAGAGCACUCAAGUCUAUUCAAGUGAACCGUUGGGAAAGGGCUCUCAUAAAGUUUUGUCAUCAACAAAGAUAUCAUCAGGAAGCUUGGGAGAUUGAGAGAUUUUCUUACAAGAAAGCUAGCACUCAAGUCAAAUUGAGAAUUUUAAAGUUACUCCUUGAAUACCAGUUUACUUGUCAUCCAAAGUUUAAAAAUGCUGUCAAUGCAUUAUCAAGUGAAGAGCUGAGAUUGGAUCCUAUUGGUCGGGAUAAAUUUGGUUGUGUUUACUGGCUGCAGAUUGACCAUGAAGCCAACCUGUGCAUGUACAAAGAAGAUCAGGAUGAGGAGACGUGGCAAUUAAUUGCUAGCAAUAGAGAAGAGUUUGUCAAAAUUAUAAGCCAAUUGAAAAGUGGUGAGCCAGUGUGUCAGCCUGUGACCAAUGAGGAUUCCAGCAGUGUUGAUGUUCCAACUCAAAUUGAGGCUAGUAAAUCAGAAGUUGAGGAAAAUGAGGAAGAAUUCCUAAGCCCUGAAUCUGAAUCUGGCAAUGAAAGUGAUGAGCCUAAGGCAGAGAAAUGCAAAGGAGUUACAACUAAGGAAGAAGUAGAACCCCCUAAAGAUGAUUCACCAAUAGAUAUUGUAAAUGAUACUGUAAAAGAAAUAGUUGAAGAAUGUAAUAAUUCUGUAGAUAAAGUAGAAAACGAAAAAGACAAUAUGACAAUAACCAAUGAAACUGAUAGUAAAAAGGAUUUAGAAAAAAGUGAAUCAAAUAUGGCCGAAAUAGAGACAGAUAAUAAAGAAGAAACUAAAGAACAAGAUAUUGGUGAAGAAAUUGACAAAGUAGUUGGUGAUGAAACUAGUGAAAACGUUGCCAAUAAAACUAGUGAAAAAAUUGGCGACGAAAUUGGUGAAAAAGGUGGUGAUGAAAUUGGUAAAAAAGUUUAUGAUCAAAUUGGUGAAGAAGUUGGUGAAGAAGUUGGUGACGAAAUUGGUGAAGAAAUUGAGGAGCCCGUAAUGGUAAUAAAAGGGGAAGGUAAUGGUGAGGAUUGCGAAAGUUCCUACUUUAUUGGUGAAGAGAUAUCUGAACCAGUAAUGUUUAUCUAUGGUGAUGGUUGGGGAUGGGACAAUGAUACUGGCAACCCUGAAGUGUUAGAACAAGAGGACAACACUGAAUUAGAAGAAAAUUCAGAUGUAGAUAAUCCAAACGAAGAAGUUUUAAAUGGAGAGCAUGCAAAUAAUGUUAAGAAAGCUAAUAGUAGGGUUAAAUUAAAUAAAAGUGCUAAAUUAAAGUGUAGAUUAUCGUCAGUAACGAAAAGGUCUUUAAGAAAACAAUCAAAUGAUAAUCCAGAUGUAACAAAAUCGGAAUCAAAGAAGCAUUGCGUACGAAAUUUGGAUAAGUCAAAUGGUUCAAAUUCUAUAGCCACGAGUAGUGAAAAAGAAUUAAGGAGAGAUAGCGUUCACGAAAAAAGUACGGAUUGCGAAAGUACAGGUAAAAAAACGAAAAAAAUAAUCAGGAAAGUGAAGAAGAGAGAAGGAAUGAGAACACUUAGGAAUAACAAAGAAAUAGUGAAUUCAAUAUCUGAACCUGAAAGUCCUAGGAAUAGUAAAUCGAGUAUUAUUGAAAAAAGAAAAAGCAGCGUGUCGUCAGAACAUGACGGAAAUGCGUCAGAAAAUGUAGAAAAUGAAAAUGUAGAAGAUGAAGAAGUAAAAAUAGAGGAUACUUUGCCGCCCAAAAAGAUACGCUUAGAAUCAACACCGGAACCUGUAUCACAUUCCAAAAGCGAAAACGUUGAAGAUAAAAACGAAAAUAUCGAAAACAAUGAUGUUAAUACAGAAAACGAAAAAGAUUCAAUAUCAAAUAGAAAGAAAAUCAAAGCUAGUAAGGGUAAAUUAAAAGGUAAAAAGAUAAUUAAUAGUAAAAUACAAAUUAGUGAAGUAAGUAAGGAUGAUAAUGUUAGUGAUAAGACGAGCAAAGCGCUUAAAAGAAGUUUGUUAAAUAAAUCAUUUAAUGACAAAAAUAAAUCUGAAUCUCAAAGUGACAGUGAAGACGAAGAACCAGUUAACAGCGGGAAAAGAUUGAAAUUCAAACCAAAAAAGAUCGUAACCAAAUCGAGAAAGAAAAUUGAAGCUAAAAUUAUGGAGAAAUGCUCCAGCGAAUCAGAAGAUGAAACUUUAUAUAGUUUAGGUAAAAAAUCGGCUAAGAAAGUAUUAAAGAAGAAACCUAAAGCUAAGGAAAAAGAUAAGUCAGCUACAAACAUGACAGACAACGACACUCCAGUAAGACAGUCCAGACGGAUAGCGCAGAUGAAGAUAAAGGAGGAGGCGGACAGGAGGCACCUCGAGGAGGUCACAUUGAGGGAACUUAAGAUGAUUCAUAAGAAGAAAAGCAAGAGGGAGGAGGAGGGCGAGGAGGAGUGGCGCGCGAGCGGUAGCAGCUCGGAGGAGGGCGGUGGGGGGCGCGCGCGCCGCCCGCCCGCCUGGCGCUCAGACUCCACCGGACCAGAGCCCGACACGGACUCCGACGAGCCGCUUUUCGAACACGACGAACCUGAAUUGGAGGCUCCCAGAUCAGACCAUGAGUUCUCCCCGGAGUCGGACCUGGAGAGUGGGGAUUAG
Molecule: messenger RNA, 3006 nt
Organism: Papilio polytes (common Mormon)
Lineage: Eukaryota; Metazoa; Arthropoda; Insecta; Lepidoptera; Papilionidae
Product: remodeling and spacing factor 1-like
Exons: 10
Coding region: 232-3006 (924 amino acids)
Biological process (GO): regulation of DNA-templated transcription
Cellular component (GO): RSF complex
Source: RefSeq, a predicted model, not a curated record